Messenger RNA from Protopterus annectens (West African lungfish), 768 nucleotides. Its product is annotated as colipase-like. Bases 211 to 672 code for a protein of 153 amino acids. Gene Ontology annotation, biological process: lipid catabolic process; digestion. Gene Ontology annotation, cellular component: extracellular region. The transcript has 3 exons. NCBI's taxonomy places the organism in Eukaryota, Metazoa, Chordata, Ceratodontiformes, Protopteridae. Gene Ontology annotation, molecular function: enzyme activator activity. The record is from RefSeq and is a predicted model, not a curated record.
UUUAAUAGGCCUGGUAUUUUACGCUAGUAAUGGAAACAUCAGCAGAAAGGCCUGUACUGUGAACUUUACACUAUCAUUUUUUCUUAUCUAUAAAGAGGGCAAUUAUAAUUAUCAGAAUUUUGCAGAGAUAAUCAGAUAGAUGUGAUCAUGGAAAGGAUAUAAAACAGGCAGAUCCUAGUAGUGUUUGCAUUCUCAGAACUCACUGACAACAUGAAGUCCACUAGCAUUCUGUGCUUGUGUUUUCUCUUUUAUGUUGCACAAGGUAUCGCCUUACCCAAGGAGGAACCUGAACCAGACGACUCCAAAUUCAUUAAUCUGGAAAAUGGAGAGUUGUGCAUUGAAGGUAUCCAGUGUAAAAGUGGGUGUUGUUACAAGCGAAAUCUCCUUGACCUGGCCAGAUGUGCCCCACUCUCCAAGGAAAAUGAGGAAUGUUCUCCUGAUUACAUCUGGGAUGUGUACUACCGUUGUCCUUGUGAGGCUGGGCUGAAAUGUGAAACUGACAGAACCAUCACUGGGGGUGUAACUCACACAGACUUUGGAAUUUGCCUGGACCCACGUGAUUCCAAACAACAGCAACCUGAAAAACAAGUCAUACAGGAGCAGAAAACAGAAAUCCAGGAAUCUGAAGUCCAAGCAGAACUUGAAAAGUCAAGUAAUGUUGUGAAAAAUUAAUGGCAAAGACCUGGUCAAUACUUUAAACCCUCAUGCAUUGGGAAUGCUUACUUUUGCCUUGGUUUCCUGUAUAAUCCAAUAAAAGAUUCAAAGUCA